CAAGAGUCUGAUCUUGUCGAAAUUGCAUUUGGUGAAACAUCAUACCCUGAGGAAAGUUACAAGGAGAGUCUGAAAGGAGUCAAGAAUUAUGUUAUACAGGGGCAAGGAAUUGUUUGUUUGAAGUGCUCUUGCAUCAAAAGACAACCAAAUGAGUAUAAGAGAACUGCUCAUGUAGAUUUCCCACACCCUCAAGUUCCGGACUCAAAUCUUGGGGAUGGGUACAAUCAUGAGACCCGUCAAAGUGGAGCUGCUGAUUUUUCUGAUUCAAAUGCAUCUGCCAUUUCUUUGAAACUAGAUGAACAAAUCAGUGCCCAAACUAAGGAUACUACAACUUCCAGUCGAGGAGAAUGUGAUUUUAUGCCAUCUAACAUGUUGAAUGCAUUAACUCGAGACAAUUUUGAUGAAGUUAUAGAAAAUAACAAGGCCAUCUCACCAUCUUCAGAUAAUACUCAUUUUCAUGAAGAAAACAAACCUUUGUUCAGCAAAGUUAGGCAUAUCAGUGUAUGGAACUUGAUACAUCAACAUAUGGCAGAAAGUAUGGCUGCAGAGUCUGCAAACCAGCCGUUUCACGGUGGUGAUGGUUCUAAUGUAUUGCCUGCAAAAGAAAGUUCACAAUUGCGCAAGGAUUUUUCCGAUGUGGGUAUAGUGAACUGUGACCGUGAAACUCAAGAUGUUGAAGUCCGCAAGCUUUUUGCAGUCAAGCUAGUCCGAGAAGCAAUUGAGAAGAUUCUUCUUCCUGAAGUUCACGACCAGACAUCCGAUAAUCAGUCAACCGCAAGCGAGACUACUCAUGAACACGAACUCUUUGAAAAGAAUCAAGACGAAGGCGGUGUACAAGAAAGUUCCAGAGAAUGUGAGCUGGAUAAGGGGAAGGGCAAUGCACCAGCUGAUAUGAAAGAGGUAAGUGUCGUCGAUACUGAUACUUCUGGUCAAGAGAUAGUACAAAUUGAUAAAAAAUUUGGAAGCAAAUCCGAGAAGAAAGCACCAAAACAUUGGAGUAAUCUUAAGAAAUGGAUUUUACUUCAAAGAUUCAUCAAAGAAAUAGAGAAAGUGAGGAAAUUUAAUCCAAGGAUCCCACAACAUCUGCCUUUGAAGCCUGAACCUGAUUCAGAAAAAGUCAACUUGCGGCCUCUAACAGUGGACGAGAGGAAGAAAACAGAGGAAUGGAUGCUUGAUUAUGCACUGCGCCAAGCAAUCAGUCAGCUUGCCCCUACUCAGAAGAGAAAAGUGUCUUUGCUUGUAAAAGCCUUUGAAACAGUGGUUACACCGAAUGAAGAUAAUAGCCAAAAAUUUGCUGGCAUUACCCAUGAAGUGGGCGAGACUGUUCGUAAAGAAAACGACGAAGACAAAGAGGCUAAAGAAAUAGUUGAAUUGAAAUCUGAUAGUGGUGAAACAGCACUCAAACACAAUUUACAGGGAAUUCAAGAGGAUACGGUUCUGUUUAAACUCCGAGUUUCCCACUUGUAUGGUAAUGAUUUAUUAACUGAGGAUACUAUUGUGUCUGCUAAUCAUUGUGGUACACUUGAGCCAGAAAAGAUGGCAAGGGUUGAGGCCUACCAAGAUGCUGCACCAGAAAUCAGAGUAUUUCAAGAAGUUAACAAAUCAGAGGCACAAAAUGGGUCACACAAUAUCCAGUUGGAAAGACAAAACUAUAUCAGAAUGUGGCAUUCGAUAUAUCAGCAUGUGGUAUCAGGUAUUGCUGCAAAAGUUGGAAGCCAACUUCUUGAUGGAACAGACGAUGAUGAAGUAGAAGAUUGCAAUGAAUUGUCUAAAAUAAGCAACGGUGAUUAUUUCCCAAAAUCUGGUUAUGACCAGGGCAAGGAAAACCGUAUUCCUAGCCAUUUGAAUGGUGCAUUCACCAAAACUGAUGCAGUCAAACUUGUACAAGAGGCAGUUGAUGAGAUCCUUCUUCCAGAAGUUCAAGAUGACUCAUCUGAUACACAUUCAGUUAUAAGUGACUUUAUUCCAGACCAGGAGAUCUCAGAAAGUCUAGACCAAGAAAACACGACACAAUGUACCACAUGUGAAGGUGGAAUUUCGGUUGGUCAAGAGGACCAGAAACAAAAGUCAGCCAGAAAACCCGAGUCACUGAAAUCCAAGAACUGGAGCAAGCUGAAAAAAUUAAUCCUCCUCAGGAGAUUCAUAAAAGCAUUAGAGCAGGUAAGGAAACUUAACCUGCAACCACCACGACACCUCUCGGUUAUGCCUGACACCGAACAAGAGAAAGCUGACUUGAGGCAUCAAAUGAUGGAUGAGAGAAAAAAGGCCGAGCAAUGGAUGCUAGACUAUGCAGUUCAACACAUUGUCACGAAACUAAUUCCUGCUCGAAAAAGAAGGGUAUCAAUGCUUGUUGAAGCUUUUGAAGCAGUUGUUCCACUUCCAGAGAAAUUAACUCCAUGAAGAUUCAAAUCAAGAAUAUCUAUGCAAGGCCAUUAGUUGUGUUUAUAAAGAUGCUUUAAGGAUGAUGUCAAGUGCCACUAGGGAAUAAAUGGGUUAAUGCUUAUGUAAAUGGCCAUUCUCAUGUUAGUCAUACUUUGACAUCAAUUUCUGUUUUUGGUUUUUUUGGGAAUGUCAUUAUUCUACUAUGGUUAUAUUUUACAUUCCUAGAAGACAGUUCUGUAAUCUACAUUUUGUGCAUGUAUUCUAGAGAUACAAUAAUGUUUCUUGUUUUUUGUAUUCUUUUAUUGAAUUUAAAUGAUGAAGCAGAAUCGAUUCCAUUA
Messenger RNA from Olea europaea var. sylvestris, 2720 nucleotides. Its product is annotated as calmodulin binding protein PICBP-like. NCBI's taxonomy places the organism in Eukaryota, Viridiplantae, Streptophyta, Magnoliopsida, Lamiales, Oleaceae. The coding region runs from base 358 to 2400 and encodes 680 amino acids. The record is from RefSeq and is a predicted model, not a curated record. Gene Ontology annotation, molecular function: calmodulin binding. The transcript is spliced from 4 exons.